This is a messenger RNA of Sclerotinia borealis F-4128, 4191 nucleotides long. The record is from the annotation of a GenBank genome assembly. NCBI's taxonomy places the organism in Eukaryota, Fungi, Ascomycota, Leotiomycetes, Helotiales, Sclerotiniaceae.
AUGGGUCGAAAUCGAGUUAUGUCGUUCAUGUCCCAGUUCAGGGAUCGAGACUCUGACAGCCCUACUCGAACCCCUCCAUCCGCAGGUCGAGCACGAAGUCGAACAGAAUCCUACACUAAACAAGAGUCUCAAGAGACAGGAAAGUCAAAAGAAUCAGGAAAGGAGCCAUUUCCAACUUCGAGCUUCCAAAUGCCGUCUCAUCAGGAAUCCCCUUCCAGCGAGGCCCGCGAUUCCCCUCAACCUACUCGAACGAGGGAACGUGCCUCAUCCAGACCUAUAUCUAUGGUUCAAACAUUUCAACCUCCGCUGAUGGAUGUGAGCCAAGAUACGUUACCGGAACUACAACCAAUCUUUACAUUCUUAAAUAGUCACAGCAACAAAUUAUACCAGGAAGGAUACUUCUUGAAAUUGGAUGACCAAAACAUACAUGGCAAAGCUAAUGCCGACCGGACCUGGACGGAAUGUUUUGCACAACUUGUAGGAACUAUUCUUUCCUUAUGGGAUGCGGCAGAGUUAGAUGCUGCUGGGCAAGAUGGAGAAGUUCUUCCAAAGUUCAUCAAUCUUACAGAUGCCUCGAUCAAAAUGAUUGAUUCCCUUCCUACUCGAUCACCUACCGAGGCACCUUUGCAAAACGUCCUCAGUAUAUCAACAGCUGGUAAGAACAGAUACCUACUGCACUUUAAUUCACAUCACUCUUUGGUUCAGUGGACUGCCGGUAUUCGUCUUUCCAUGUAUGAGCAUGCAACAUUACAGGAAGCUUAUACGGGUGCGCUCAUUGCCGGCAAAGGUAAAUUACUGAAUAAUAUCAAACCCAUUAUGGAGCGCUCAAGAUCUCAGACCGCAGAUUGGGCCCGGGUAAGAUUCGGCGCUGGAACACCUUGGAGACGAUGCUGGUGUGUGAUUACUCCCCCCGAUGAAAAGGAGUUUCAGAGAAUACAGAAGCAGUCACAGAAGAAGAGGUCCGCAUAUGAUCGCUCCGGACCUCCUAUAUUGAAAGGUGACAUCAACUUUUUUGAUUCGAAGAAAACGAAAAAGGUUCGACCAAUCGCCACAAUCACCGGUGCCUAUUCUGCGUUUGCUAUUUAUCCUCAAUCCAAACCACUCAUAGAUGCUUCCACCUUAGUCAAAGUGGAGGGAUCCAUCACAAUCCACUCAAAUCCUCCUCUAACCUCUGAAGGAUUCGUUUUCGUCAUGCCCGAGGUCCAUCCUGCGGUCAGUGGCUUUGAAAUGAUGCUCCGGUGGCUCUUCCCAGUCUACGAUACAUUUGGUCUAUACGGGCGUCCAGGUCGAUUGGUCGCAGAAACCAAUGAUACUAGAAGUUUGAUGUUUGCAAUGCCAGAACACCGAAGAUAUGGAUACCUGGAGACUCUUGAUGUUUCAGGCCUGAUUUCGGAGGAAGGCAGCGCCAACUGGCUAGAAUCUGAAUGGAGAAGCAGAAUGAAAGAUUUAACGGCCAAGCGUAUGGUAACCCUCAAGAACAACAGCCAAAGGAAUAGCCCAUACGGUAGUAGAAGAAGUCGCAACAGUAUGGGAAAUCCCCGAACCCGCCUUCAGUUUGACGAUGCAGCAUCGGUUAGAUCAUCACCAUCGAUCCAGUUUGGUUCCCGUACGCCGGGAGAUAUUGGCUAUGGAGGUCUCCCUCGAACUGAUUCAGCCCCCGCGGGUGCUAUGGCAUUCCAGCAAUCGAAGACUUCAGCAAUGUCUCACCACAGGUCAAUAUCCGAAACUCAACCACCAGGCCAUCAGGAGAAUCAAAGCCCUGCAGUCUUUGACGGGGCGUAUGAACAUGCUCAUCAUACUGGUCCUAUUUCACGUGAAGGUUCAGGUUUGAAAUAUGUACAGGAUGUUGCAGCCUCUUCCGAACGUCUCAGUUCAGAAGAUGAACAGGCGGCCAACGCAACCCCAGUUCGUGAACUACAGGAUCUGCAAUUCGUUACAACCCCAGAACCCGUUGCUGCACCACCAGCUUUUAGGCAUGCACCCGGAGCAUUACCUCCUAGCAAACCUUUACAAUCACCAGAUCUUCGGAAAGCGAACAAUCGCAUGUCUAGCGCAACACUAUCCCAAUUAGCCGGUGCUGCCGGCGCUGUCGGUACCUAUCAACAGGGCCAAGAAAGACGAGGAACAAAUGCUCAAAGGCAUGGUAGAAUAGAGGAGGAUGAAGAUCAAGGUAGAGGGGUACUGUCAGACGUCACCAGAAAUCACCAUAUGCCUGCUAACCAUAACAUCAUUAAUGAAGGCAUGGUAACAACCUACAAACCUCGUAACGAACAAGAGUCAACUCUUCCCUCGAACCGCGAUCAAAUACCUCAUCGAAGUCAAGAUUAUCAAUCUAACAACAUGUAUUCCAUUUUUAAUUCACAAUCGACCUCUUCAAACGUUAUGCCGCCACCAAAGAAUCCAUCGAAUCAACCAUCGCGUCUGCAGACGAGCCAAAGCAUUUCGAGAAAACCCCUUCCUACACAGCAUGAAAACCAACAAACCCCCGCUUCAUCGCAACCCCCUUCUAGUUCUGGGAGUUUGACCCAGCAUAUUCUUGAUUUAGGCGCUUUCGACUUGAUACUACCUAAGGCCGACGAUUUCAAGCUCCCGCAGAUUCAUAGACACAACAGUGAUUUAAGUAGUAUGUAUGACGACGCUGCAUCCACAGAUACCCCAGAUUAUGCUAGCACCAAACAAUCUGUACGAUCUGUGCGCACGCAAAAAUCUGUCGAAAAGCCGCGAGCAGGUAGGAAGAAGGUCAUUGGUAAUGUCGAAGUCGGGCAACCACUCUAUGGUGACGAAAAUACAUUAUCAAAGGAGCUCAACAUUGAUUUUGGUCCUACAUUUGAUCUCAAUCGAGCACCCGGUCGAAAUACUCCCAGUCCUACCCCUAAACAGAAUCAACUUAAUAAUCCAAGUCCCGGAAAACGUCCAAGUCAUGACAGAUCCCCUAGCGGCAAUGCACUUGCUUGGCAACCCGGAAUGAGUGCGACUGCUGCUAAUAAUACAUUUGGUCGGCAACAGGGCUUGACCCCGGAAGAGUUUGUUCAACAGCGUUCCAUAGUUGCUGCUACCACACCACAAUAUGUACAUCAACGUCAAUCUUCUGGCAAUAUUUUGCGUGCAAGUUCUCCUACGCCAGCCCGCCAUUCACCUUCUCCUACCCCAGCACGAUAUACACCCUCGCCUACACCGGUUCAAGUUUCCAAGCGGUCUAGCGCGCUAUUAGGCCAACAUUCACGCCACAGCUCGGCAGAUUUGUUGAAUUCAAAUGAAGGUUAUGGUCAGAAUCGUCAUUCACGCCGCAACUCAACAGAUUUACUGAACUCUGGCGAGGUAUAUAAUCAACAACAACAUGCACGCCACAGUUCAGCUGAUCUCCUUCGCCCAAGCUCAAGAGGUGCAGCUAGAGCUUUAGGUCCUUCUGGGAAUGGUGUCAUUACAACAAAUCUCUCUGCUCGAGAACAAGCACAUGUUGCGAAAAUUACUGGUGGACCUCUGAUUGCUAUGGCUAAAAACAAUAAACGAGAUAGCAUCGUAUCUACUGGUCUCGUUGGAGCUAUUGAUUCGCGUGAGAAAGAGAAACAAUAUGUCAAGCAAGGAGUCAACUCUCAGUCGGUGCAGCAUGCAAUUGCGCUCCGUCAACAACAGUUUGCUCAGCAGCAACUACAGCAACAGCAACAGCAACAGCAACAGCAACAGCAACAGCAACAGCAACAGCAACAGCAACAGCAACAGCAACAGCAACAGCAACAGCAACAGCAACAGCAACAGCAACAGCAGCAACAGCAAGCUGAGCAGAAUCGUCGCCAGUCGCAAUAUGCUAAUACCAACUUUUCACCAUCGCAGUUUGCAGUACCAAGUAAAAGAGGUUCAUGGAUGGGGCCAAAUGCAAAUGUCUUUCCUCAAUCUGGGGGAUGGACAACACCUGGACAUUCACCCGGUCAGUACCAACCAACUUUGGCGCAAUCACCUGGACAAUAUCAACCAACCUUAGCACACUCACCUGGUCAAUUUCAACCAAAUUUAGCACAAUCACCUGGACAGUACCAACCAACUUUGGCGCAUUCACCUGGGCAAUACCAACCAACCUUAGCACACUCACCUGGAUAUCAAGGAACUCCUCAACAAUACUCGCAACAGCAGCAAUAUUUCCCCCCAAAUCCACCAACGCAAGGAGCGCAAAGGAACUCUGGAUACUACGGAUAG